This is a messenger RNA of Vicia faba (fava bean), 1077 nucleotides long. The record is from the annotation of a GenBank genome assembly. Lineage: Eukaryota; Viridiplantae; Streptophyta; Magnoliopsida; Fabales; Fabaceae.
AUGGCUUCUUUAAGCUUCUUAGCGUUGCUCCUUUUUGCCCUUUUUAUCAUCCCUCGUGGUCUUGCCAACUACUUUGAGCCUCCUGAAUAUAAUCCACCCGUUGAGAAACCUCCACCAUUUGAGAAGCCUCCGUUUUACCAUCCGCCGGUAGAGAUACCGCCUAUAUACAAACCACCAGUUUAUCAUCCUCCUGUAGAGAUACCACCUAUAUACAAGCCUCCUGUUGAGAAACCUCCGAUUUAUAAACCACCAUUUGAGCAUCCUCCUUGGUACAAGCCACCAGUUGAGCAACCUCCUGUGUACAAGCCACCUGUAGAAAAGCCUCCAGUUUAUAAGCCACCUGUGUACAAUCCACCAGUAGAGAAACCUCCGAUUUACAAACCACCAGUAGAAAAACCUCCAAUUUACAAGCCACCAGUUGAGCAGCCACCUGUGUACAAACCACCAGUAGAGAAACCUCCAAUUUACAAGCCACCUGUUUACAAACCACCAGUAGAGAAGCCACCUAUAUACAAACCACCAGUAGAUAAACCACCUGUCUACAAACCACCGGUAUAUAAGCCACCAGUAGAGAAACCACCUAUCUACAAGCCACCAGUCGAAAAUCCUCCUACUUACAAGCCACCUGUAGAAAAACCACCCGUGUACAAGCCACCAGUUGAGAAGCCUCCUACUUACAAGCCACCCGUGUACAAGCCACCAGUCGAGAAGCCACCUGUGUACAAGCCCCCAAUUGAGAAUCCUCCCAUUUACAAGCCUCCUGUUUAUACACCACCGAUUCAGAAUCCCCCUAUUUAUAAGCCUCCAUUUGAGAAGCCACCAAUUUAUCGACCUCCAUAUGAACACCCACCAAUUUACAAACCUCCACAUGAACAUCCACCGAUUUACAAACCACCAUUUGAGGAGCCUCCAUUUUACAAACCUCCACAUGAACAUCCACCCAUUUACAACCCACCAUUCCAAGAACCACCUGUUUACAAGCCUCCAUUCGAGGAGCCUCCAGUUUACAAGCCUCCAUUCGAGGAGCCGCCUCACUAUCCAAAGUACCCUCCGGUAGAUGAUGCUACUCGUUUCUAG